UCCAGAGUCAUGACGUAAAGGCUCUCAGCGCCACUUCUCUCCAACCAACACCCACACCGUCCCCUGUCAAAAACUCUAAUCCCUGCAAAAAAUGGAGCCCAACCCUCCCUAACUACUCCAACUGACAAAGCUCACAACCGCCAUAACCACCUUCUUCACACACCCCCAACCCCACAACCAUGCCGUACUCCGCCCUCUUCCAGGGAUAUAUAUUCAGGACCACCACCAUGUCCCUCAAACCCUCCACCACUUCCACCACUACCGUUCUCGUCUCUCUCCGCGGGACCCACCACCGCCGCCACCACGUAACUUUCGUAAGGCCGUCGAUGCUGCUGGGAUGCUCCAUGAGGAACAGCCGGUACCACCACACGCAAUGCCUUGCUCCGCCGCUGAAUUGGAAUGCGUGCUAUUAUCUGCCGCGUCAUGUGGGGGACGUCGCGUGCCAGGCAUCGUCUCGGGCGGUGGAGCUGGAUUGGAAGCAGAGGAAGCAGCUGAGGAGUUCGGCGGUGCCGUUUUACCAGCAGAAUUUGAGCUAUGGACGGUUUGCGUACCAGGACGCCUCCGCGAGUGAGGAGUCCGACGCCGAACUGGGGUCGUCUCAGCGCCAAAUGGGUGGUUCGACCCUUGAUAACAUUGACGAAUGGAGAUGGAAGUUAACCAUGCUUCUUCGCAACAAAGAUGAGCAAGAAUUGGUGUCCAGGGAAAGAAAGGAUAGACGCGAUUUUGAUCAUCUUUCAGCACUGGCAAGUAGGAUGGGUUUGCAUAGCCGUCAGUAUUCUAGAGUUGUAGUAUUUAGCAAAGUUCCUCAGCCAAAUUACAGACCUGAUCUGGACGAUAAGCGGCCACAAAGAGAGGUUGUCUUACCUUUUGGACUUCAUAGAGAAGUAGAUGCUCAUCUCAAAGCCUACCUAUCUCAAAAGCCAAUGAGCCAAGGAAAUGUAUCAGACCUUUCCUUAUCAAGAUCAAACAGUAGUAGAAGCAUAACUAAUGAUGGAGGACAUUAUGAGCAGCAGGAGCCCUUGAUACAGAAUACUGAUGCCAUGGAGAAAAUUCUUCAGCGGAAAAGCUUGCAACUGCGUAAUAGGCAACGACAUUGGCAGGAAUCUCCAGAAGGUCAAAAGAUGCUUGAACUUCGUAAAAGUCUGCCUGCAUACAAGAAGAAAGAUGCGUUGUUAAAAGCUGUGUCAGAAAAUCAGGUCUUAGUUGUCUCAGGCGAAACAGGUUGUGGUAAAACUACGCAGCUCCCUCAGUACAUUUUAGAAUCUGAGAUUGAAGCUGAUCGCGGAGCGUCCUGCAGUAUUAUUUGUACCCAGCCUAGACGGAUAUCUGCCAUGGCUGUUUCUGAAAGAGUUGCUGCAGAACGAGGGGAGAAUCUGGGGGAAUCUGUUGGUUACAAAGUUAGGCUUGAAGGGAUGAAAGGGCGGGACACCCGGCUUCUUUUUUGCACCACUGGUAUAUUAUUGAGGAGAUUACUUGUUGACAGAAAGUUGAGAGGUGUUACACAUGUCAUUGUUGAUGAGAUUCAUGAACGCGGAAUGAAUGAAGAUUUUCUUCUUAUUGUUCUGAAAGAACUUCUCCCUCGCCGGCCAGAGUUGAGGUUGAUUUUGAUGAGUGCCACCCUAAAUGCUGAGCUUUUCUCCUCCUACUUUGGUGGUGCUCCAAUGAUCCAUAUUCCCGGGUUUACAUACCCAGUCCGAGCACAUUUUCUGGAGAAUAUUCUAGAAAUGACUGGGUAUCAGUUGAAUCAAUAUAAUCAGAUUGAUGAUUAUGGUCAUGAAAAGUCGUGGAAAAUGCAGAAACAAGCUCAAGGUUUCAAAAAGAGGAAGAGCCAAAUUGCUUCUAGUGUUGAGGAUGUACUUGAAGCUGCUGACUUUAGGGAGUACAGUCCAAGGACUCAGGAGUCUCUGUCCUGUUGGAAUCCUGACUCCAUUGGUUUUAACCUCAUUGGGAAUCUUCUUUUACACAUAGUCAGGAAAGAACGGCCUGGCGCAAUUUUGGUUUUUAUGACGGGUUGGGAUGACAUAAAUUCCUUGAAGGAUCAACUCCAUGCUCAUCCCCUAUUAGGAGAUCCUACCAGGGUCCUACUGCUAGCAUGUCAUGGUUCCAUGCCUAGCUCUGAGCAGAAAUUGAUAUUUGAUAGGGCAGAAGAUGGUGUUCGGAAAAUAGUUCUAGCUACAAACAUGGCUGAGACUAGUAUCACUAUCAAUGAUGUAGUUUUUGUUGUUGAUUGUGGAAAGGCGAAAGAGACAUCAUAUGAUGCACUAAAUAACACUCCCUGUUUGCUUCCAUCCUGGAUUUCAAAGGCUGCUUCUCGGCAAAGGAGAGGCAGAGCUGGUCGUGUUCAACCUGGCGAGUGUUACCAUCUCUACCCCAGAUGUGUAUAUGAUGCCUUUGCUGAUUAUCAGUUGCCUGAACUUUUGAGGACUCCGUUGCAAUCUUUAUGUUUACAAAUCAAAAGUCUACAACUUGGAAGUAUUUCAGAGUUCCUAUCUAAGGCCUUGCAGCCACCGGAACCUCUGUCGGUUCAAAAUGCUGUUGAGUAUUUGAAGAUCAUUGGGGCUUUAGAUGAUAAUGAAGAUCUGACAGUGUUAGGACGUCACUUGUCAGUGCUUCCUGUUGAGCCUAAACUUGGAAAAAUGCUCAUAUUAGGGUCUAUUUUCAACUGUCUGGAUCCAGUAAUGACUGUUGUCGCAGGCCUCAGUAUGAGAGAUCCAUUCCUUAUGCCGCAUGACAAGAAGGAUCUUGCAGAGUCGGCAAAAGCACAGUUCUCUGCUCAUGAAAACAGUGAUCAUCUUGCUCUCAUCCGAGCUUAUGAUGGUUGGAGAAGUGCUGAAAGAACACAGUCUGGCUAUGAGUACUGCUGGAGAAACUUCCUUUCUGUGCAAACUCUGAAAGCCAUUGACUCUCUUCGGAAGCAGUUCUUCUUUUUGCUCAAGGAUGCAGGUCUGGUUGACCAUAAUACAGAAAACUGCAAUACAUGGCGCCAUGAUCAGCAUCUUGUCCGAGCAGUCAUCUGUGCUGGAUUAUUCCCUGGAAUAUGCUCUGUUGUGAACAAAGAGAAGUCGAUUAUGCUGAAAACACAGGAAGAUGGACAAGUGAUGCUGUACUCGAGUUCUGUCAAUGGAAACAUACCCAAAAUUCCAUAUCCAUGGCUUGUCUUCAACGAAAAGGUGAAAGUGAAUUCGGUUUUUCUCCGGGAUUCAACUGGUAUAUCUGAUUCUGUGCUCCUUUUGUUUGGAGGCAACAUUUCCAGGGGUGGUCUGGAUGGGCACUUGAAGAUGCUGGAAGGAUACUUAGAGUUUUUCAUGAAUCCCGCAUUAGCAGAAACAUAUCUUUGCUUAAAGAGGGAGCUUGAUGAACUGAUCCAUAAUAAGCUCCUGAAUCCCAUAUUGGAUAUGCAAUCACACACGAACCUCCUAUCAGCGCUAAGAUUACUGGUCUCAGAGGAUCAAUGUGAGGGUAGAUUUGUAUUUGGUCGCAAGGUGCCAGUGCCCUCAAAGAAGGCAACACAAGAGAAGGUACCAAAGUUAAAAGGCACCAUGAAGAAAGUUGCGGAGAACAAUAAUUACAAAAAUCACCUCCAAACAUUGCUCACCAGAGCCGGGCAUGAUGCACCCACCUACAAAACAAAACCAUUGAAAAACAACCAGUUUCGUUCCACAGUGAUCUUCAAUGGGUUGAACUUUGUAGGCAAACCUUGCAAUAGUAAGAAAGAAGCAGAGAAGGACGCAGCUGCUGAAGCUGUACUCUGGUUAAAGGGAGGGAAUCAUUCAUCAUCCACAGAUAUUGACCAUAUGUCGAUGCUGCUUAAGAAAAGUAGAAAGAAAAUCCAGAAAGGGACCUCAUUUGAUAGUGCCAAAUGGGGUUAAGGGUUGCUCGUCAUAUAGUGGAGUUAGGCAUACAAUCAAAAGCACAAUCAGUGGCAAAGAGCUGCCCGAGGCUGGUCCAACUUGAAAGAUUAGGGUGAAUAAACAUUGAACAUCAAUCUUCUAGGCCGUUGAGCUACAUUCAGAAUAGAAGCUACAUUGUAUAGAAUCUAUGAUCAGUUUUGGCAUUUGCAGAUCCAUAUUUGGAAAGGGGGUGAUAUAGGACAUUCUUUAUCGGCAGAUGCGCCCAUUUUUGGAAACGGGUGAUUUGGCACAUUCUUCGUAGGGUAUGGAGAAUGUACCUUGUUCUGUCGAAGUAGUGGAUUAUUCUACAAGUCUUUUUUUACGGCAGCUUAUGGAUCUCACUGACCCAUGGCUACUGCUGGGCAUGGGUCAAAGAGCUGCAUCUUGUCUGCAUCUUGUAUAUAUUUGUAUCGGUAGAGCAGUCUUAGGGUUGUAUCUGUAAAGCAGCAGCUUAUUAUUUAAUUUUAGACAGGGAAAGCAUGGCGGAGUUUGCCUAUGCCUGCGCUAGAACUUGUAGCUCGGCACACACCGGUCAGUUUUGGCCUCCCGUGGCUGGUAAUGCCAUUGAACUUAUUGAACGCUGUCCUCAUGAUUUUAUAAAUAACAUAGAAAUUUUCUUUUCCGAUGA
Pyrus x bretschneideri (Chinese white pear) is the source of this 4518-nucleotide messenger RNA. RefSeq names its product DExH-box ATP-dependent RNA helicase DExH3-like. Bases 180 to 3869 code for a protein of 1229 amino acids. The transcript is spliced from 19 exons. Gene Ontology annotation, cellular component: intracellular anatomical structure; nucleus. Gene Ontology annotation, molecular function: RNA binding; ATP binding. Lineage: Eukaryota; Viridiplantae; Streptophyta; Magnoliopsida; Rosales; Rosaceae. The record is from RefSeq and is a predicted model, not a curated record.